UUGGUCAAGUGGACAUUUCACAGGUUUAUGGCAUCUCAGGGGACACCAGCCUUCUCUAUCCACUGGAAUUUGGGCUUCUUGGAAAAGCAGAAAGGAUCAGCAGAACAGGAACCCAACAGAGAUGGCCAUGGUUGGAGGCAGGAAUAUAAAUGUUUUCAUUGGAUUGUUUACUGCAACAGCCACCUGGGUUGGAGGAGCAUAUAUCAACAGCACAGCUGAAAUUGUCUACCUGCCUUCUAAAGGAUUACUGUGGGUCCAGGCACCUGUGGGAUUCGCCUUGUCCCUUGUUAUUGGUGGUUUCUUCUUUGUAAACCCAAUGAGGUCAAAGAAUUACGUGACUGUGAUGGACCCCCUUCAAGAAACUUAUGGGAACAUGAUGGGAACCUUACUCUUCAUUCCACCACUGCUAGGAGAGGUGUUCUGGUUUGCAGCUAUCCUGGCAUCCCUGGGAGCAACAAUGAGGGUCAUCCUGGAUAUUGGAGGCUCUUUGGCUAUCACCAUCUCAGCAUGCACUGUGAUACUGUACACUCUGCUGGGAGGCCUCUACUCUGUUGCCUACACUGAUGUCAUCCAGAUGGUUUUCAUUACCCUCAGCCUGUGGAUCUGUAUCCCCUUUGCCCUGGUGAAUUCUGCAACAGAAAGUAUUUAUCACACUGCAACUCAUCAAUCUUACCAAGAUCCUUGGAUUGGGAAGAUAGAAAAAGAGUAUCUUGGAAGGUGGCUGGACGACUUCUUCUACUUGGUGCUUGGGAGCAUCCCGUGGCAGACUUUCUUCCAGAGGGUGCUGUCUGCUGCCUCGACAGGACAGGCAAGGCUUAUCUCCUACCUCUCUGGACUGGGGUGCUUUGCUAUGGCCAUCCCCUCCGUGCUCAUUGGGGCAGUUGCAGCAUCAACAGACUGGAAUCAGACAAACUACGGUCUUCCAAGUCCAUUCGAGAGAGGGGAGUCAGUGAUGAUAUUACCACUUGUCUUACAACACCUCUGCCCAGCAUAUAUCUCCAUUACUGGUUUGGGAGCCAUCGCUGCUGCUGCAAUGUCUUCUGCAGAUUCCGCCCUUCUCUCCACUGGCUCCAUGUUUGCUCACAAUAUCUACAGGAAAAUCUUGAGGAAAAAGGCUUCAGAGACAGAGGUGCUGUGGGCCAUGAGGAUCUCCAUGUUGGUGUUUGGGGCUGGGGCUGCUGGUCUGGCUUUUCACUCCAGCUCUGUCUAUGACCUCUGGUUCCUCAGCGGGGAGCUGGUGUACGCCCUCCUCUUCCCCCAGCUCUGCUGUGCCCUCUUUGCACCCAGCACAAACACCUAUGGAUCAGCUGCUGGCUUCCUGGUUGGGCUCCUGCUGAGGCUACUGGCAGGGGAGCCUGCCCUGGGCAUCCCCCCUGUCAUCCUCUACCCAGCCUGCUCCCUGGUGAAUGGGACCUACAGCCAGCUCUUCCCCUUUAAAACAUUCACCGUGCUUCUCACCUUGGGCACAAUCCUUGCUGUUUCACACCUGGCCAAGGCUUUGUUUCAGAGAAACCUCCUCCCUCGCAGCUGGGAUGUUUGCAAUAUUGUGGGGGGAGCUGCCAUCCCCAUCCCCUUGCAGCAGGUGGAUAAACAGGAGCAUUUGCCAACCACUGCACUGGAAGAGAACCACGAUUAAAAGUGGGGCUUCAUUUGAAAGGCCACUGUGUGCUGAGCAGUUAGAGCACGGCACAGACAGCAUCACUCUGCUUUCUCCACUAAUGAUUUAUUUAAAUUCCUCACCGAGAAAUAAAGAACAUGUGAUUUGAAGUCAGCAGUGAUUAAAGUCACAUGGUGAUGGAGCACAAUCUUGUGGUGGUGACCACAGGACACCUUGGACCCCCCAAGUAGCUGCUUUGAUGUGCCCCUGGUAUUCCACCUGAAAGCAAAGCUAUAA
This is a messenger RNA of Oenanthe melanoleuca, 1894 nucleotides long. Its product is annotated as high-affinity choline transporter 1-like. Gene Ontology annotation, cellular component: plasma membrane. The record is from RefSeq and is a predicted model, not a curated record. NCBI's taxonomy places the organism in Eukaryota, Metazoa, Chordata, Aves, Passeriformes, Muscicapidae. The coding region runs from base 122 to 1636 and encodes 504 amino acids. Gene Ontology annotation, biological process: choline transport; transmembrane transport; acetylcholine biosynthetic process. Gene Ontology annotation, molecular function: choline:sodium symporter activity. The transcript has 9 exons.